Molecule: messenger RNA, 6409 nt
Organism: Saccostrea cuccullata (small rock oyster)
Lineage: Eukaryota; Metazoa; Mollusca; Bivalvia; Ostreida; Ostreidae
Product: serine/threonine-protein kinase Nek1-like
Exons: 44
Coding region: 205-4386 (1393 amino acids)
Biological process (GO): protein phosphorylation
Molecular function (GO): protein kinase activity; ATP binding
Source: RefSeq, a predicted model, not a curated record
GUAAACUUCCGUUGAAUUUUUGUAUCGUGUUGAGCACCAUCACCGCCAAAAUUAGUGCAGUGCUGAAUGGUUUAUCAUCAAAUUGUUUUGAAAACAGUUAAUUUUGUGGCAUUUUAUCCAACAUGCCACGUUUGGAAGAAUUUAAGUAUCACUGUUAGGGAACUGCAACAUAGCCAUAAGUUCUGAGCUGACCCAGGGAAAAACAUGGAAAAAUAUACCAAAAUAAAAAAGAUUGGAGAGGGUGCCUUUGGAAAAGCUAUCUUGGUCAGAAAAAAGAAUGAUGGGAAACAAUUUGUUAUUAAAGAAAUCAAUAUACAAAAGAUGAGUCCAAAAGAAAGACAGGAUUCCAAAAAAGAAGUUGCAGUGCUGGCACAGCUGAGUCACCCUAACAUUGUGACGUACAGGGAGUCUUUUGAAGAAAUUGGAAGCCUAUACAUAGUCAUGGACUUCUGUGAGAAAGGUGAUCUCUACAGCAAAAUUAAUGGACAGAGAGGAAUCUUAUUUCCAGAGGAACAGGUUUUGGACUGGUUUGUUCAAAUCUGCCUUGCAAUAAAACACAUCCAUGACCGAAAAAUCUUACACAGAGACAUCAAGUCACAGAACAUCUUUUUAUCAGCUGAUGGAUCAGUAAAGUUAGGAGAUUUUGGAAUAGCCAAAGUCCUAGGAAGUACUGCAGAGUUAGCCAGGACAUGCAUAGGAACCCCUUACUAUCUGUCUCCAGAAAUUGUAGAAAACAGGCCUUACAACAAUAAAAGUGAUAUAUGGUCCUUAGGAUGUGUGUUGUAUGAAAUGGCAACAUUGAAACAUGCUUUUGAAGCUGGGAACAUGAAAAAUUUAGUAUUAAAGAUUAUUAGAGGGUCUUACCCACCAAUUUCUCCAAAGUACAGCUAUGAUCUCCGAGGCCUUAUUGCUCAGCUGUUUAAACGGGCUCCAAAGGAGAGACCCUCUAUAAACUCAGUUUUAAAGAAGCCUUUUGUGCAGAAGAGGGUUUCAAAAUUCCUCACAGAAGAGGUAAUUGCUGAUGAGUUCAGUCAUACUGUUAUGCAUGGACACAAACUGGCCAGGGAAUUACCGCCUCCCCCAAAAGCUUCGAAACCCCCAGCACCAAGAAAAGCCACUCCAGCCAAGACUCCCCGGUAUAACCCUGCCAGUGUGUAUGGAGCUCCUAUAGUAAGGAAGUCACAAGAAAAAAGACAAUCAGCUGAUAAGAAGCGCCCAGGCAGUGGAGGCCCACCCAGGCCAGGAAGUGCAGCCAGCAGGCCAGGAAGUGCCCAGGGCAUGAGGCCUUCUAACAGUAACCAGGAUUUAAGAAAGAAAAGACAAGAAUUAAUGGAUAAAGAAAAGAAAAGGCAAGAAGAAAAGGUUGCAGCAGAAAAACGACAUAAAGAUCUGAUGGAGAAACAGAGGAUUGCACGCAUGAACAAAGCCAGAGAGGAGGGAUGGAAGAAUUUAAUGGGAUCUAUAGGAUCUGAUGAAGGAGAUAAGGACAAGAAUAGAGUCAAGGAGCAGCCCAAGGAACAAGUCAAGUGGCCCCCUCCUAAUCAGCCGGCUGGGGAUAAGGAGAGAGGGAAGUAUGACCAGUAUCACGCUUACCUGGACAAACUCCAGAAUGAGAGAGACCAGAGACAAAACAACCCAAAACCAGUAGGUAACAAUGCUGCAGCUUACAUGGCGGCACCAAGAGUAGUGGAUCCCUCUAAGGCAAUCCCUAACUGGAAACGACCGGGAGGCGGCAAUGUCCCAGCACCCACCCCAGUUUACCAGCCACCCAAUCCUAACAGGAAUAUGGGGAUGAACAACCAGGCAGAAGAGAGAGCUAAAAUUGUCCAGGACUUUGUACAGAGAAGAAAAGAGGCAGCAAUUAAUAAAAACAGGGGACAGGCAGACAUCUUUGGAAAUGCUAGAUCCUAUGAUCCAACACCCCAACAAAAUCCAGCUUACAACGAUCAACGGCCAGGAUCUGCCCGCAACAGAGAGGAACAGGAGUAUUUAGAGAAGCUACGACAGAUCCGAGAACACAAUUAUCAGGAGAGACGUAAUGUUAUGGGUAGAAAUAAAAAUCAGGAAGCUCAGGAACAAGCCAGGAAGGAUGCUGAACUACGAAGACAAAAGAUAGAGGCUCUCAGGCAACAAGCAGAUGACAGGGCAAGGAUGCUGAGAGAACAGUUGGAUAAAGACAGAAAAGAAUUGUUUGAAAAGGAGAAACGUUUAAGAGAGCUUGGCAAACCACCAGUUCAAGCAAGACCAGGAAGGCCACUACCCAUGCCCCCCAAACCUCAGAUGACCCCAGCACCCGCCGUCUCUGUGACCGGGGUCCUCAAUGCCAUCGGAGCGGAAUCUCCCAAACCGAUUCCCAUGGAGCCUUCCAGCCCUGCGGGGAUGACAAGUGUUCUCAGUGCCAUAGGAGCCAAACAGACUGACAACAAAGAAGAGGCUCAGAAAACCCCAGAUCAGCUAAAGAAAGAUGAAAUUUUAAAGCGCUUAAAUGAAAAGGGACCACCCAAAGGUAAAUGGGGAAAACCAGAGAAGCCAGAAAUUGCUGAAGAAAAGUCACCACCGGAGUCCGCCAGGUCACAGUGGGGUCAGGGUGAUGGCGCCAACAUAUCAAAUUUACCACUUGAGCAGACGGCAUCUCAGAUGGAGGCUACAUCUGCUAGAGAUCAAGUUGUGAAGCAUCCUGUUUCUGGGGGUGGAGAUUCCAAACCACAACCACCAGAGAAGAAAUGGGGAGGCCCCAGUAAUACUUUGAUGAAAAUUCUGGAGGGUAGGCCUGGGGAAGAGGUGGCUGAGGAUGUCAAGGACAAGCCAAAGGUCCCAGAGAAGAAGAAAUGGGGUGGACCAAGCAACACACUGCUUAAUGCCCUGGAAAACAAACCUGUGGUGGCUGGAACACUGUCAGGGGGAUCAAGUGAAUCUGCCCCCAGUCCAGAGGCCACUACCUCUGCUACACCCUCGGGGUCUGCCACCAUCACAAUAUCUAAACCCCCAGUGAUCCCCAUCAAACCAGGUACCAUCACCAUCAGCAAGCAGGGCCCCCCAAAAGAAGGGGCAGCUAUAGGAGCUACCAUUACUGUAGAUAAACCGGUGAUUGUAAAGGGACAAGUACUGCCCUCUUCAGAUGAAAAUCCAGAUUCAGCCAAUCAAGAAUCAGAAAGUAAAACUGCCACGGAGAAAACUGACCAAUCAGAGAGCACUGAGAAAACAAAUUCUGAGAGUGAUAAACUCAGUGAUGAUCAAACUAAGUGUGUUGAUAAACCUCCACUUCCAUCCAAACCGGUUGUUUUACCAAAACCGGUCAUGUUACCGAAACCAGAUACACCUAUGCAGUUUGGAGACACAGACAAGGUUCCUGAGGCUGCUAAAACUGAGGGAGCCGGAAGCUUGUUCACAAAACCAAAAACUGAAAGUAAACCAGAUAAAGUGGAAACGGAGGAAUCCAAGAAAGAAGAAUCAAAAGAACAGAUUAAGAAGCAAAAUUCUGGUGUAAUUCUUGGGAUCACUUGUGGACAGUUUGACAUAAGAAAUGCUCAGAUGUUACGUACUUGCUCUGAUCCUGACCUUCCUCAUCUGAUGCGUACAGCGGAAAGCACGAAUAUUGUCAAAAGAACCAGAAGACAUAGUCUAGACCUAGAGAAAUUAAAGACAGAGGAGGAGGAGUUAGUGAAGUGUCUGCUUGCCAAUGUCAGUUUGGAGGAGGACAGUGAGUACAAGAGUCCUGAUCAGCCCCUCAGUCCCCUCAACCUGGAGGACCAGUCUCCUCAGAAAGAGGAAAAUGGCAAUGAGGAUGAGGACAACAGCAAUGAGGAGGGUGAUGAAGAUGAUGAGGACUUGAUGAGUGUCAGAGAGACCAUGCAGAGCUUGCUCCUCAGAGAAUACAGUACAGAUGAGGACAAGAGGGCAUCAGCUACACUGAAUCUGACAGAGAGUAACGAGGAUGACAUCAGAGAAUCAGGAGAGGAGGACAAUGACAAUCAAGAUGAUGGAGAUGAGGAAAAAGAAAAGUCAGUAGAGGAAGAGGAGGGAGAUAAUGAGGACAAGGAGGAGGAGCAGGAGGAAAAUGACGAGGAGGAGGACCAGUCAGGAAAUAAUGAGGACCUGUUCCAGUCAGAUGAGAGUGAUCGUGACACCCAGUUUGGGGAUGAUGAGGAUGAUUAUGAUUUGUUCAGUCGACUAGAGGAGUCUCGAGCAGAGCUGGAAUCUGAGUUAGGAUGUGAAAAAUUCCUCAAAGUCUACAAGACUGUGCAGGCCCUUCAGGAGGAUGAGGAUGAGAACAUUGAGGAGGGGGCCAAACUGGUGACCAAGAUCCUGGGUAAAGAAAAGGAACAUCUGUACCCUAAAGUGUUCCAGCUGGUCAUGGCUGACGCUGCCUUUACUGAGGAUAACUAAUCAUAAGACAUUUGGACCUUGUGAUAAAAGUGAAGCCUGGUGAGAAGCUGAAGACUGAAUACAAGUUGAAAACUUCAUAUUUGAAAACUUCAUAUUUUGAAUGUUUAUUAUAUGUGUGAUGUCAUAUUGACAUUUUAUCUAUUGCCAUGGUCCCAUAAGUGUCUCAAGAAAGGGUUUUUUCCAAAGUCUUUUUUCUUAAACACUGGUCCGUAAAUAUAAAUGAAAGUUCAUUUUUUUUCAUACAAAUUAAAAAUUUUUUAGCAUGACAUACAUAUGAAAGAAGUACAUUUUUCGAAUUAAUAUGAAAUCAGUUAAUUACUAUUAAAUCUGGAGUUCAUCAGAAAUUAUAUGAAAAUAAUGGUAAUUUAACAUACUUCCAUUGUUUCAAGUUUAAAUGGUUUACGUUAUAAACAAUUCUUUCUUGUGAUAGAGUACAGUAGUGUAUAAAAGAUGCUUAAAUAUAUUUUGUUUUCUCUCCAUAAUGUUCAAGUCUAGUUUGUAUGUACAUGUACUGUACAUAUAUAUUUAUAAGUAAAUCAGUAUAGAAAACAGCUGUGAUUCAGAAGUAUUGGAAUGAAAAUUUUGUGAAUGCAACUGAAAAACUUUUAUGUGAAAUGUCUUUGUUGAUUGUAUGUACUGUGUGCAGUACAAAAUAUUUGUGAAUGAUAAAGAUCUUUCAAGACUUAUGACCCAGCUUAAAGUGCAAUGUUAUGUGUUGUAGCUACUAACUUUUUAAGUUUUAUUUAUAUACCCUAGUAUAUGAAUGUACUGUAAAAUUUAUACAAAAAGGUUUUCCCUCUCCAUAUAAUUAUUUUUUUUUAUUUUGCCAAUUAUCUGGAAGCACCAGAUUUAGUGGAUGUACAGAUUGAAUGUCAUUUGUAACUAACAAUAUAUUGAAAACUUGUACUGUUAAUGUUAUUCAAGGGUUCAUUUCAUACAAACCUUUAAAUUUCUACAUUUAUAGUAUGUGUACAUUUGCAGAAAGGGUUGUUUUUCCAGAGUAGAGUCUGUCAUAGUAGUAUUUUUGUGUUUUAUCUUUUUUGUGUGUAAUUUGUAUUUACAUGAUGGUUGUAAGUGUAUUCUUUGUAUAAGCUUGUAUUAUUAUUUUGGUCAGCUUAGUUGUUUUUUGCAAUUUUGUAAUACAGUUGAACUUUGUUGUCUAGAACCUUGAUAUCUUGAAUACCAUGGAUAUGUCAAAAUGAGUAAGCAAUUCCAACUACUUUGAGAUGAAGCUUUUUACUCUGGUUGUCUUGAAUCAUCAGCUAUCUUGAAAUUAAAUCAUUGUCCUGUCUAGUUUGAGAUGUCAAAGUUUGACUGUAACUAAUUCACCGUCCACUUUAUUAUAGCUGCCUUUUUAUUUUAUAUUCAUUUACUAAUUUUCCUUUUGUUUAUAUUUAAGUUCACUGCUUGUCCCAUAAAAAAUACCUCUAGAGUGAAAUGAAAUUCAAGCAAGUCAUUUAUUUUAAGGUUGUGAUUCACAUGUACGUAGCCACCUAAUUAUAUGUAUAUGUGUGAUGUUUUGAUUAUUUCUGUGAUUUACAGUUCAGUCAGUGCUAUUUUAAAACAAGAUCUAGAUCAUUUUACAUACCAUUCUAGUAUUUUCACACAUUCCGUCCUAAAAGUGGUGAGUACACUGAACCAGUCUUACAUUUUUUUUGGGGGGGGGUGGAUGGGUCAAAGUAACUAUUGAAGUUUUUUUUAAAGAUGUGUUUAACUAGGCAUAUGGAAUUUAUUGGUAUUUCUCAGCUAAUAAAACGAUGUUGCUAAAUAUGAGCUUUCUCAAAGAGUGGUUCAUUAACUAGGUGUUAUACAUGCAUAUGUUUAAGCAUUAUACUUUAAUUCUUCAUUGUGCUUUUUGUACAUGUAUAAGCUAUUUUCAAAACAACUGCAAGACUAAACAAUAGUAAUGUAUUAUCUUCUUUAUUUCCUUUAUCUUCAUGUGAAUUAUAUUACUAAAUACUAAGAGAAUGAUUUUCUUGCAUUGUCCAUUGACUGUGAAUUUCAUAUUUAACAUUCAAACUUA